This is a messenger RNA of Boeremia exigua, 1235 nucleotides long. RefSeq lists its product as uncharacterized. Lineage: Eukaryota; Fungi; Ascomycota; Dothideomycetes; Pleosporales; Didymellaceae. Bases 275 to 793 code for a protein of 172 amino acids. The transcript has a single exon. The record is from RefSeq and is a predicted model, not a curated record.
UAACUAGGGUAGUUAAAUUAACUAAGAUGCUUAAGUUAAGAGGGUGGGCGGUGGGCCCUACUCAGGUAUUCCGUUACGGAAUGCCCCCCCAUUCCAAAACUAAGCUACUUUCGGGAACGCGCCCCGUGCACGGGCCACCCCUUCAAUACUUUUACCACGCGUGAUUGCCACAAGUUCUUCUCUUCACAUCAACGUGCCAACAGUGCGUCCCUCUGAAGGUCGCUUGUUGAGUCAGACGUUGCAUGUCAGAACGUCUCUUCGCUAAACGGUCGCCAUGGCGAGUCAAUCCUUCGCUCCUGCGCAACCUGUAACGGAGCUUUUAGAACAACUUAAUCUCUACUUCAAUGAGCCGGAACCUGUCAUCAUCUGUCGUAUAUGCCAGUUUGCGCUCAGCGGCUCUAUCAAGCCGCUUGUAGACCAUGUUGUAGAUAAACAUCAAUACUCCAAGGAUUCAGCAAGAGAGCUAAGCCGACUCUUGAGACCAUUCACCAUCCUAGGACCGAAGGAGCUUCGCCUGCGACCAGAUCAUUCCCCUCCCCACCCGCAUCUCUUCAAGCAUCUUGGCAUGAUGUGCAAGCACUGUGGACAGAAGACAACGAGCGUUGAAAUCUUGAGACGCCAUCUGUCGAAGGAACACGGCGUAAAGCGGAAGACAUCGACAUGGCUUCGCAAGCAUGGAGUCGAUGGCCUGAUGCUCCAAAGUUGGGACCGCAACGGGACGUAUGGAUAUUGGAUUGUCCAAGCAGAUCCCUCAGCGUCUGCUGUCAGUACUUUCUGGUUGAGGUCGAUGUGAAACAAUUUUUCGUAGAGUUUGUUCCGCUUGGCCGUCCAGAUACCCUACACAGACUGAGCACAGACGUAGGCAACGCGGGGUUCUCACUUACCUUGCCACUGACUACUUGUGUGAAGUCGUUCACAAACUGGUCCGCUUCUUGCCAAUCCCGGAGCCGUUCUCCACCUCGGUUGAGAUAUUCGUCCAGCCGAUAGCCAAAUUUCCCCCACGACUGCCAAAUGACCGCUCCUUCUGGGCCGACAGCAAUAACGAACACGUGUGCAAAACUAAAAUGUAGUUGAGCUCUGCCCUGCUCCACAAGCUCAAAGAUAUGCACGUCUGUCAGGUUUACUGACAUGACCGUCGUACGUUUUCCGUCUCCGAAAGCAUCUUGCUUAGCUCUUCGAUACGCAGUGUCGAGCGACGCAGACGGUGUUCUAAGUAUAUGAUCCAAUGUCGGAAG